AUGUCCUCCUCAUCAUUAACGCUGAGCACGCUAUUAUCAACACUACACACACACCUCAAUGCACAAACCCAACUUCUGCCGACACUCCAUGUUCAACUCGGCCUACCACAAACCGCCCUGGAAGACGAACUGCAAACAUUACAGCAUACCCUGACCAAAGCCGUCGAGUCUCAGAUAGAGGUGCGGAGGAAACAAGUGGAUGAUUGGAUAGUGAAAUGCGAAGGGGUGGAGUCUGGUUGUGCUCGGUACUCGAGAGCGCUUGGCACGCAUGCUAAAGUUGCUGGAUCGCUCAGCGAUCUAAAAGCCGAGAAGGUUUUGCCAAGGAGAUAUGAAAGCGCCACUGUAUACCAGGAGAAACUAAGACAGAUCUAUCAUACGAAACUCGAGCAGCUCACGACGUUGACCAAUCGCCUGAACGCCCUCGCACGGACGCUGGGCUCCCAUUUCUUUCAACAAGAUAUCUUAACUCCAGCGGUCGCUUCUGCUGAGGAACUAGACAACCCUACAGCACUACGAGAUGUUGUACCUGAACGAUUCUCCAAACUUGAAAAGGAGCUUGUACGAGGAAAAGGCGAAGUGUUGAAGCGACUAAAUCAACUGGGUGAAGUCUUCACCCAGAUCGACUGGCUUUACUCAGAACUAGGUAUCGAUCCUCCCCCACCCACUGUCCCAACACCGGUUGCCACCUCAUCCUCAACACUCGCUGUGCCGAGAUAUUCUCUGCCACGAUCUUCAUCCGCCGGUAGCACGCGUCUCAAUUCAAGUGCAGACCCAUUUGCGUCCCUCGGACGCUUCAUCGAACUACUCGACUCAUCACCGCAAGACUCAUCACCUGGACCAAUCUUAAAUUCAUGUGGUAUCGAACCGACGCAGGGGAUCUUGGCUUGGGCUGAUAGACUGCACGCCGAACUAAACGAACUCAAGAGGCGCCGCGAAGUGCACAUCCAAGCCAUGUAUGACCAGCUGGAGGCGCUUUGGCGACGCAUGGGUGUGGGCGAGGAGGCUAUGGAUGGUUUUGUAGAGGCGAAUCGCGGGACGACGCCUUCUGUGGUUCAAGCAUAUGAAGAAGAACUGGAGCGCAUGAUUGACUUGAAGCGCGAGAGAAUGGGCGAGUUUAUCGCUAAUGCUCGCACAGAAAUUGAGAGCCUGUGGGAGGAGCUCAUGGUAGGAGAAGAUGAGCGGAAUGAUUUUGCGGCGUUUGCUGACGAUGAACAUACAGAAGAUUUGCUGAGCCAGCAUGAGCAUGAGAUCGCCCGCCUGAAAGCGGAAGUGCGGCUCAAGAUGCCACUGCUGACAUCGAUCAAGAAGUAUAUGGAGAUUUGUGAGGAACAAAAGGAGCUAGAGCGUGUAGCCAGCGAUCAGACGCGCCUUCUAGGAAGGGGUGGGGGACGAGAUCCCGGCAGACUGCUCCGGGAAGAGAAGAUGCGAAAGAGAGUUGGGAAAGAGAAGCCCAAGCUUGAACAACAAUUACUGUCAUCGCUGCCUACAUGGGAGCAAACGCACGGACGAGCUUUCCUCGUGCAUGGCGAAAGCAUGCUCCAGCUGUUGAUGGAGAAUGCAUCGGCAAACGAACAGGAGAACCGCAAAAGAACGCCGACUUCUCAAUAUUCUGCGCAGGCGCUCAACAGGGGGGCUUCGCAAAGUCUGAAGCCCGCCGCAGCCGCCAACAGUGGGGCAAAUGUUGCUCCCAAAGGAGGAUAUGUCCCUGGCAAAUCCAACGCAUCUCAUCAUGGCGUGGUAACACCCGCCGUUCGGCCAGGAUCGUCGUCUUCGAAUACCCACGGAACUAAUAAACGACAGAAACUCAUCGAUGGCACGCAUCAUACUGUAGCACGUCCAGGAUCUCCCACAAGAGGCCGGACACCCAGUGGCAAUUCAGCUCUCCCUCGACCAAUCACGCAAAACGCACCGCCUAUGUCUUCCAAUUCGAAGAACUUGCAAGGGUACGCUGCACUGGGAUGGGGCCGCAAUCCUUCGACGAUGCCACGAUCAACAUCGCAUACGAGCGUAACACAUCUUAGCUCAAGCGUGAGCUCGCACUAUCUUUCAAGUACACGAUCGUACAACUCUGCAUCGAUGGCGUCCAGUCAUUCUAGGGAGUCAGCAGCUAAGAAGACGACGGGUCGCAUUCGCAAGGAGAGCUUCAAACCACGGCCGAGUAUCGAUGGUGGCAGUGGGGGCGCUGCGGGAUGGAAGAGCGGGUUUCGGGGGAUGAGCGUUGCAGAGGAGGACGGAUGCUGA
Molecule: messenger RNA, 2241 nt
Organism: Suillus subalutaceus
Lineage: Eukaryota; Fungi; Basidiomycota; Agaricomycetes; Boletales; Suillaceae
Product: microtubule associated protein-domain-containing protein
Exons: 6
Coding region: 1-2241 (746 amino acids)
Biological process (GO): mitotic spindle midzone assembly; microtubule cytoskeleton organization
Cellular component (GO): spindle; mitotic spindle midzone; cytoplasm
Molecular function (GO): microtubule binding
Source: RefSeq, a predicted model, not a curated record